GCGGAAUAAAGGAAGGUCUUCACGUGUUCAGUGACUUCUCUGAAGUCACAGGAAACAAGCGGUCUGUGGCGUACGGCGUUUUUCCGAAAAUCUUGAGAGAAAAGAAUAACAAAAUAGUCUUUCUGCAGCUAAAAUACAGGUCCUGAUGCAAUGGCAUUUGUUGUGCUGAAGCGGUUGACCACUUCAUUCACUAGGCAACUCUCAUACCUGAGCAGAUACACAGCAAAUCCAUCCUCAUGUCAUACAGAAGCAUACAGAUGUCUGUCAUCUGUGGCAGCUUUGCAGCCGAAGAUGUUAACAUCUGUUUUUGCUAUGUAUGGACCAAAGGAUGUGCCUGUAUUGAGAUGGAGCCGGCUACCGGGUUUACAGCAGUUAGCAGGAAUGAAGACGAAGACUGCGUUAAAAAGACGCUGUCAGGACUGCUUCUUUGUUCGCAGAAGAGGAAGACUGUUCGUUUUUUGCAAGACCAAUCCUAGACACAAGCAACGUCAAGGAUAAAUGUAAAUUUAAGAACUUGAGGGAGUUGGGGAUAUCUCAUAAAGUUUGUAAUCAUAAUGCAUUUCUUUUUGUGAUAGAUGUUUUCCAGAUGUCACAAUGAAAGUAAAAGUAAUGUGAUCAAAUUGUGAA
Messenger RNA from Lepisosteus oculatus (spotted gar), 627 nucleotides. The record is from RefSeq and is a predicted model, not a curated record. Lineage: Eukaryota; Metazoa; Chordata; Actinopteri; Semionotiformes; Lepisosteidae.